UCCGGUCUUGCUUAGACUAUUUGAACAGGAAGGCGGACAUAUUUGUGAGUGCUCCCUCCUAAACUAAGGCGGUGGUGGCGGCUACCCUGGGGCCUCGUACUUUUGCCUCCGUCUCUCUGCGAUUGGAAGGAGCUUUCUUUUUUUCUCUUUCCCCCACACACCACGACAGAACAAGGUGGGGCAGUAGAGGAGCGGACCUCGGCCAAGCUGCACCUACUUCUCUGAGACUUGAAGCCCGGUCCACAUCGGGAAGAGAAAGCGCAGCGACUGUGGGAACCCGAGAAGGGAAAAGGGGGCGAAAGAGGAGGAAGCUGCCUCAACCGUUACGCGGCUGUCGAUGAAACCGCGUGCGUCUGGAGGGUAAGGCGGAGGCAUCUGCUUUCUCUUCCGACCCAGAAGUGGGGGAUAGCGCGGCCACUGAGGCGGCUCACCCUUACUGCCUCCGCCGUGGCUUGAGAACGAAUGAAGCCGCGCGCCUUCUCAGGCCCGAGUCUCUAUGGAGGGAGCAGCUCGAUGACGCUCCGCUGAGAAAGUUUCCUGUUUUUCAUGGUAGGCCUCACUCUAUCCUCCACCCCCCCCUUCCCUUCUUUCAAAGCUGCUACUGGGUAGCUAAUACUGAAGAGAAGCUGGAGGAACCGCUACACUGAUUGGGAAAAUGUGGUUCCUUCGACACAGGGCCUCAGGCUGGAGACAAGAGCAGAUUGGAAGGCUUGUGACUACUGCAUAGAGACUCACAGGUCAACGGAGAAGGCGGCUGUCCCAGGAAGGAGCAGUGCCUCUCUUCCCGUUUUCGACGUUCGCUCUUUGUCGCGCGACGAUGUGUAGCGGUGGGAGGACAAGGGACAACCCAAGCGCGUCUCCGGCUCUUUUCUGAGAGGGCGAGCUCAGGGAGCCCCUCCAGAUUUGAUUUCCUGUGGAUUAAGGAGACUGCCUCUUCAACAUUAUGUCGACAGGAGAAAGCUUUGAGUCCCGCUUUGAAAAAAUCGGGAUGAUGAUAAAGGACCCCAAAUCUGAAGUUAAUUCGGACUGCUUACUGGAUGGAUUAGAUGCCUUGGUAUACGAUUUGGAUUUUCCUGCUUUGAGGAAAAAUAAAAACAUAGACACCUUUUUAAACAAAUACAAAGACACAAUAAACAAAGUAAGAGAUCUCCGUAUGAAAGCUGAAGAUUAUGAAGUAGUGAAAGUGAUUGGUAGAGGAGCAUUUGGAGAAGUUCAAUUGGUAAGACACAAGUCAUCCCGAAAGGUCUAUGCCAUGAAACUUCUGAGCAAGUUUGAGAUGAUAAAAAGAUCAGAUUCUGCAUUCUUUUGGGAAGAAAGAGAUAUCAUGGCAUUUGCAAAUAGCCCUUGGGUUGUGCAGUUGUUUUAUGCAUUCCAAGAUGAUCGUUACCUUUAUAUGGUGAUGGAAUACAUGCCUGGUGGGGAUCUGGUGAAUUUAAUGAGCAACUAUGAUGUCCCUGAGAAAUGGGCAAGGUUUUAUACUGCAGAAGUUGUUCUUGCAUUAGAUGCUAUUCACUCCAUGGGUUUUAUUCACAGAGAUGUAAAGCCUGAUAAUAUGCUGCUAGACAAAUCUGGUCAUCUAAAGCUAGCAGAUUUUGGUACCUGUAUGAAAAUGAAUAAGGAAGGUAUGGUACGAUGUGAUACAGCUGUUGGAACUCCAGAUUAUAUAUCUCCAGAAGUACUAAAAUCACAAGGUGGUGAUGGUUAUUAUGGACGAGAAUGUGACUGGUGGUCAGUUGGUGUCUUUUUAUAUGAAAUGCUUGUGGGGGAUACACCUUUUUACGCAGAUUCUUUGGUUGGAACAUAUAGUAAAAUUAUGAACCAUAAGAAUUCUCUUAGCUUCCCUGAUGAUAAUGAUAUUUCUAAAGAUGCAAAAAAUCUUAUUUGUGGCUUUCUAACAGACAGGGAAGUUAGAUUAGGAAGAAACGGUGUGGAAGAAAUCAAGCGACAUCCAUUUUUCAAAAAUGAUCAGUGGUCUUGGGAAAAUCUUAGAGACACUGUAGCACCUGUUGUCCCUGAUUUAAGUAGUGAUAUUGACACUAGUAACUUUGAUGAUCUGGAGGAAGACAAAGGUGAAGAAGAAACAUUCCCUAUACCAAAAGCCUUUGUUGGCAACCAGCUACCCUUUGUAGGAUUUACUUAUUAUAGUAACCAUCAGUAUUUAUCCACCUGCACAGCUAAUUCUAAUGACAACAGAGCAAGCACCAACGUAGAUAAAAACUUGCUGGAAUCUUUGCAAAAAAAUAUCUAUCAGCUUGAAGAACAGCUGCAUAAUGAAAUGCAGUUGAAAGAUGAAAUGGAACAAAAAUUCAGAACAUCAAAUAUUAAACUAGACAAAAUAAUGAAGGAACUAGAUGAAGAGGGAAAUCAGAGAAAAAAUUUGGAAUCAACAGUUACUCAAGUAGAGAAGGAAAAGAUGCUCUUGCAACACAGAAUAAGUGAAUAUCAAAGAAAAGUUGAACAGGAGAAUGAGAAACGUCGAAAUGCAGAAAAUGAAGUGUCAACAUUAAAAGAUCAGCUGGAAGACUUAAAAAAAAUUAGUCAACAUUCACAUAUUUCAAAUGAAAAAAUUACACAGUUGCAAAAGCAACUUGAAGAGGCCAAUGAUUUGCUGAGAACAGAGUCAGAUACUGCAGCAAGACUAAGGAAAAGUCAUACAGAAAUGAGCAAGUCAAUAAGUCAAUUUGAAUCAUUAAAUAGGGAGUUGCAGGAGAGAUGCAGAAUUCUAGAAAACACAAAAUUACAGGUGGAAAAGGAUUAUUUCCAACUACAAGGAGCACUGGAAGUAGAACGAAGAGAUAGGAGCCAUGGAUCAGAAAUUAUUGGAGAGCUACAAGCUCGGAUUACAGCUUUACAAGAAGAAAUCAAAGGAGUGAAAAACAAUCUUGAGCGAGUGGAAGAAGAAAGAAAACAGGCCCAAGACAUGCUUAAUCAUUCUGAAAAGGAGAAGAAUAACUUAGAAAUAGAUCUAAACUACAAACUUAAAAUGGUACAACAGCGUUUAGAGCAAGAAAUAAAUGAGCAUAACAUAAAUAAAGCUCGGUUAACUGACAAGCAUCAGUCAAUAGAAGAGGCCAAAUCUGUUGCUAUGUAUGAAAUUGAAAAAAAGGUUAAAGAAGAACGUGCUGCAAGAGAGAAGGCAGAAAAUCGAAUAGUUCAGAUUGAAAAACAAUGUUCCAUGUUAGACUUUGAUCUGAAGCAAUCCCAGCAGAAGAUUGAGCACCUUACUGAACAGAAGGAGAGACUGGAAGAUGAAGUUAAGAAUCUGACACUUCAGUUGGAACACGAGAUAAAUAAAAGAGUGAUGACACAGAAUGAACUGAAGAUGCAUGCUAUAGAGGCAGAUAGUUUAAAGAGUUCUGAGAAACAGCUAAAACAGGAGAUCAACACAUUGUUGGAAGCAAAAAGAUUAGCAGAAUUUGAGUUGGCUCAGCUGGCCAAGCAAUACAGAGGGAAUGAAGGCCAAAUGCGUGAACUGCAAGAUCAAUUAGAAGCUGAACAAUACUUUUCUACGCUUUAUAAAACUCAGGUUAAAGAACUCAAAGAAGAAAUUGAGGAAAAAAAUAAAGAAACGCAGAAAAAAAUACAAGAGCUGCAAAAUGAAAAAGAAACUCUUGUUACACAGUUAGAUCUGGCUGAAACAAAAGCUGAAUCUGAACAGUUAGCCCGAGCUCUCGUUGAAGAACAGUAUUUUGAACUAACACAGGAGAGUAAGAAAGCAGCAUCACGAAAUAGACAAGAAAUUAUUGAUAAGGACAAUAUUGUCAGUCGGCUUGAAGAAACAAAUAAUACAUUAACCAAAGAUGUGGCAUUUCUAACAAAGGAGAAUUCUGAGCUAAAUGAAAAUACUAAAAAACUUGAAGAAGAGUAUAAAUUGAAAAACGAAGAAGAAAUCAACAUAAUUAAAAUGCAGUAUGAAAAAAACUUGAGCAAUGAAAGGACACUUAAAACACAGGCUGUCAACAAAUUGGCUGAGAUUAUGAAUCGAAAAGAUUUUAAACUAGAUAGAAAGAAAGUAAAUAUGCAAGAUUUCAAGAAAAAAGAGAAGGAAAACCGAAAGUUACAGUUGGAACUUAACCAGGAAAAGGAGAAAUCUAAUCAGAUGGCAAUAAAAUAUCAAAAGGAGCUUAAUGAAAUGCAAGCACAACUUGUGGAAGAAUCCACAUACAGGAAUGAACUUCAGAUGCAGCUGGAUAGUAAGGAGAGUGAUAUAGAACAAUUGCGCAGUAAAAUUUUAGAUUUGCAACAGGGCAUGGACUCUACUAGUGUUGCCAGCCUUCAGGCUGAUGAAGCAGAUGGAAACGUUACAGAAUCAAGAAUAGAGGGCUGGCUUUCAAUACCAAACAAAGGGAAUAUUAAACGUUAUGGAUGGAAGAAACAGUAUGUUGUGGUCAGCAGCAGGAAGAUUCUGUUCUAUAAUGAUGAACAGGACAAAGAGCAAUCUAAUCCAUCUAUGGUAUUAGAUAUAGAUAAAUUGUUCCAUGUUAGACCAGUUACACAGGGGGAUGUUUAUAGAGCAGAAACUGAAGAAAUACCAAAAAUAUUUCAGAUUCUAUAUGCCAAUGAGGGGGAGUGCAGAAAAGAUUUGGAAGUAGAAUCAGUACAGCCAGCAGAGAAGACAAAUUUUCUGCAUCAUAAAGGUCAUGAAUUUGUACCAACUUUAUACCAUUUUCCAGCCAACUGUGAGGCUUGUGCUAAGCCUCUCUGGCAUGUAUUUAAGCCACCCCCUGCAGUGGAAUGUCGGCGAUGCCAUGUUAAGUGCCAUAAAGAUCAUCUGGAUAAAAAAGAAGAAUUAAUAGCGCCAUGUAAAGUAAGUUAUGAUAUAACUUCAGCAAGAGAUAUGUUGCUGUUGGCAUCCUGUCAGGAAGAUCAGAAGAAAUGGGUUUCUCAUUUAAUAAAGAAGAUCCCCAAAACACCUCCAUCUGGUUUUGUUCGUUCUUCACCCAGGACUCUUUCCACAAGAUCUACAGCAAAUCAGUCAUUCAGGAAAGUAAAAAAUACUUCUGGAAAAGCUAGUUAACAAUAUAUGCAAGCUUCAUGGAUCUGACAUGGUGCAGUCUGAGAAUGGUGGGCUUUUUUCACCAUACAGAGGUGUUCAGACCGGUUGUUUUUUCUGAUACAACUUUCACAAGCUUCAGGGCUAAGACUGCUAAUACUCACUCCUCCUUGCUUUGGCAUAAAAAGCUCGCUGAGGGUAUCUUAUUGCGGGUUUGCCUUAAGGUAGAUUAGAUUAAUUAUUACUAUGUAAUGCAAGUAAAAGCAAAUAAAGCUUAGGGUUAGUGCUGCCUUGGAAAUUCCUAAAAAAUAAAAAUGCUUGUUAAUUGUAGUGGAAUGUGGUAAGCUUUUCUCAUAUCAGUGAGAAUGAGAGAACUAUUUACCCUAUGAGAGGGGUAUUUAUAUAGGGAUAAGCGCACAGACUUGAGUAUAGAAAGAAGGUAUCUCAAACUGAGAGAAGCUGAAAUUUUCAUUGAAGACUCAAAGUUGUGCUGAAGAAAGCAGCAAAAUUUGCUUGAAAACAAAGCCUUAUAUAAUCACUUGAACUUCAGUGCCUUUUCUGCAUUGUUAUUAAUGCUAAUCAUUCAUGAGAUAGCUCAAAGUAUUACACAUUUUGCUUUACGAAAUAUUAACUUCACAUAUUGGUAAAGGAGGAGAAAAUGAGUAAUUAAGGUAAUCUAUGCAUUAUUGCCAAGCCAUACAGAAUUGUUUUUCCAGUGGCGUUAGAAAUAACUGUUAAAACAACAAAGUUUGGAAGUGUAUUUUGGUACAUAAUUGUUCCAUAAUUUGUAUAACAUGUUUCAUUAACAAUUUGAAGUGUGAAUUACAGUAAGCAUACACACACACACAUGCAUAUGUAUGCGCUGUUUAAAAUGUAAAUUAUUGUUAGAACACUUUUAUUGGAUGUUGCCCUUUUAGUGCCUUAUUCUGAGAAUUCUUUUACUGCCAUGUCAAAUAAGUUUAGAAAUCUCAAAUACCUGUUACUGUGUGUCAGUGGUUUUAUUGAUUGAAGUAUUGUAGGAUCUAGUUCCAUUUUCACUUGUACAAUCUUGAAUAAAACUGUUGGUUACCAAGAGAUAAUUUAAUCAUAAUACAAAUAGUAAUAAAUGUUUGUACCAUGAAAACAAAUUAAACCUCUGUAACAUUUAAAAUUCCAGGUAAUACAUGAGUUGAAUACUUUUUAAAUUCUUGUCUUGUAGCAGGAAUAUUAUUAUGGUAUUAACCGUAUGAUUUAUUUUAUUUCUUAACCAAAUACCUCUUUAGUAAUUUAUAAUGGCUUUGCAGUUAUGUAUUAAAUAAGAAGCACUGGAAAAAUUAUUCGUCUCCAUGACGAUUUGCAUGUUUCAAGUGGUGGUGAAGCCUCAGCAAUAGAUAUGUAAUAAGCAUAUCUGUUAAUAAAAUGGUAAUGACUCGUGCUCAUUUAAUACAAAAUAAAACUAAUUUAUGAAAUAAUUAUUUUGCAAAUGACUGUGGUAUUUUUCUCCAGAAUACACUUCCUAGGAAGUUUUGGAAACUGUUAUACUUUACAGAUAACCAACUGUCAGCAUAUUUAAAUCUGGUACAACUUGAUAAUAUUUUAAAAAUUAAAUUUUUAUAAUGUCAUACUACAUUUUAAUACAGGGUAAAGUAGUAGAAAUUUCAUAGGAUAUUAAAUAACUUGUUUUGAUAAUGUAAGUUGUUAAAUCCCAUUUACAUAAUGAUUUCUAUCAGGAGGAUUAUACCAGGUACACAGUUCUUAAAAUAUUAUACUUACAUGUAUUUUAAUUUAUGCAUAAAUAAUGGUUAAUAAGAAUAUGUCAAAUUGAUUUCUGCACUCUGGAAAUCAGUGAUAUUGCUCUAUUACUAUACACAAACAAUGUGGACUCUAGCAAAGCUCAGGCAAGUGAUAGAGUUGAUCAGAGAAGAUGGACAAUGCUGAAAAGUUGAGAGACUUUAGGAUGCAGAAAAGAAAUCUAAAGAAGGCCAGAGGAGUUUGAUUUUGUCAAAGUGGUCUGGGAAAAGAGGACAGAGUGUCUGAGAUAGGAAGACGAAAGAGUGUGGGAUGACUGACAAGUAGCGUGAUAGAAGGCACAGAGAUCAGCAAGUGGAAAGAAGGAACAAAGGAGGAUCCAUGUGCUUGAGAUACCAGAUGGUAUAAAGCCAAAGAGGUGGGAUUGACAGGUGGAGAACUUCAAAGUUUUGUAACUGAUACAGAGCUUGGAAAGGGUCCACAGAGUGAUUAUGGUGAGAUGGGCUGAUAUGUCUAAAGUGAAGACAAACUGAGAAGAUAACCAAGGAUACUGUUACUGAAUUUGAUUUUUCCUGGUUAAAAUUAGUGGGUUGAAAAUGUUUGGAAUUUGAAAUGUUUUGAGCUUGAAAUGCUCUACAGUAUUCCAGAUUGAAAACAGCUCUUCCAACUGCUGUAGAAAUGUUCUGACCUCUAAAUGGCACCAUUUUGAGUUGGAAACACUUUGUCAGAAUAAUGGCAGAAUGCUUCAAGGAAGGUUCAGAACAACUCAUUUCAAUCUUGAAGUGUAAACAUUUUAUACUCUCCUAAUUAAAAUUGAGGUUUUUUUUUAAAUUACAUCCUGUUUCCAUGAAGACAAACAGGAGUAAAUAGGUUUGGGUUUUUGUACAAAUAGGUAUAAACAUUACCUGUAAAUGUGCAAUUUACAAUUUUCUUGCCACUAUUAACAAUUUCAGUAAAUGAAAUGAGGGAUGCCUAGGAGGAAGAUAGAAAUAAUCUAAACAAUACAUACCCAAAUAGUAGCUUAACACCAGAACUGGCAUAGAGUUGUAUAUGACAGGGAGAGGUAUACUGAUGCAGCUAUGAAAUGUUGCCUGCAUUCUGGAGAAUUAUGCCUAAGCCCAAAAUUUAGGAUACCCAGUUUGUUUAAUCUCCAGGGGCUAUUUUGUAAUGUUCAAGAAUCAUUCCUGUCGUGUGCAACUGUAAAACUCCAGUCAUGCCUAGUUGUGAAUUUGGUGUCAGGCACCUCCCUGCUGUGUCAGUAUAUUAUGUGUUUUAAUGCUACAAUUUCAAUGUAUAAUGUAUCAGGAUCUGUAUUUCUAGUACUGUUAAGUUUUCAUUUUGCUGGUUUGUUCUUUGGUAUUCCUCAACCCAUAUGUAUAUAUUUGCCACAUUAUAAAUCCAUUUCGUGAAUCAUUUGGAGUAGCUGUUGCCUGUAAAACAUUAUGCUGCAAUAAACCAAUGAGUCUUUGAAAUGCCAAAA
Messenger RNA from Candoia aspera, 8201 nucleotides. It is a transcript of the gene ROCK1, whose product is annotated as Rho associated coiled-coil containing protein kinase 1. The transcript is spliced from 33 exons. The record is from RefSeq and is a predicted model, not a curated record. NCBI's taxonomy places the organism in Eukaryota, Metazoa, Chordata, Lepidosauria, Squamata, Candoiidae. Gene Ontology annotation, molecular function: Rho-dependent protein serine/threonine kinase activity; small GTPase binding; ATP binding. Gene Ontology annotation, biological process: cortical actin cytoskeleton organization; regulation of cell junction assembly; embryonic morphogenesis. Bases 944 to 5017 code for a protein of 1357 amino acids. Gene Ontology annotation, cellular component: cytoskeleton; cytoplasm; cytoplasmic stress granule.